AUGUAUCAAAUUGGUGCGCUUGCCUGCAGCAAGCUGGAGGAGGCUGGACUUCCACACGACUUCAGCGCUGCCGACCUGCAGUCACUGACAGAUGAAUUCACGGAGCGACUGGCAACUACAGAGAGGAAGCUGCAGGCGGUAGCACGAGAGCGUGAUCAACUUCGAGCUCAACUAUUCACCGUAAAUGCAUCCUCUGAGCAGACGGUAAAACGUGCUUAUGGUGAGCAGGAAAAAGCACUUCGGGCACGGUGUGCGCGACUUGAAAGUUCUCUGACGGAUAAGGAAACUCAACUAGCCGAUCUACUGGCGGAGGGGAAUAGAAUGGCUCAAGAACAGCUGAAAACUAAUAACUUGGUUAAAACCCAACGCUCGAAAAUGAAAACUUUGGAGUUGGAAAAGGAGAAGAUCAGGCAUAAUGAACUAGAUUCCUCCAAGGCAAAAGGUGAGGCACUCGACCGUGCACGUCUGGAGUUGGAGAGUAAGCUAUCAGAUAGUGCAGUAGAUCUAGCGACGGCGCAGCGGGCGCUUUUGGAUGCGCGGACACGCACAGAGGCAAUUCGCGAUGUGGAAGAGGAACAACAGAGCCUUCGUGACGAAGUAAGCACUCUGCGCACCCAGCUUGAAGAGAUGCGGAUUACUGCGGUGCGCCAGAAGCUGGACGCCGAGCAGCGUCUGCAACGGUCACGGCAGGAGGUCAACCACUAUCGUGAGCAAUUAGCGGAAUCGGAGGCACGUUUCGAGUCCCUCGGUGAGGCCGCGACCUCUGUGGCCAAACCGCUGCUGCGUCAGAUCCAAUCUCUUCAGGCCAAGUUGGCCGAGCAGGCGAAUGCCUCUGAAGGCACUGAACAGAGCCUGCUGGCCCUAGUUGCGGAUCUGAAAAAGCGUUUGGAGGUGGCAGAGAGAGCGGAACGUCUAUUUCAGGAGCGUCUCGAUGGAGCAGAGACUGCAGCAGACGCCCUGAGGAAGGAACUUUCUCUGGAGCGGGCGGCCUCCAGCCAAAUGCAUGACCGACUCUCCCAGCACGAUCUGCAGGCCUCCUCUGACAAGUCACAUAUUGAAAAACUAAACGCUGAACUAGCCUCCCUUCAUCAACAACUAAUUGCAGCAGAAGAUGCCUCUGAUGCAACCUCAGCUGCCCUGGUCGCGAAGAAAGAGGAGGUGGUCGGACUUCGGUCGGAGCUGGCUCAGGUGAAGGCCGAAUUGGCUCAGGCGCUGCCCAAAAUGGCAACGUCCACCGCAGCUGUCUCCACUUCUCCCCACCCACUCAUGGGAGCGCACUCGAGGCGAUCUUCCGGUGCCCAACUGUUGACACUGACAUCUCAGGACUCCGAUGCGAAUCCUUCUUUGGAGACAACCGUGUCAAUUCAGCAGUCUUCGCCCUCACCGCCUCCGCGUCCCUCUCCUCUGCCAACCGGCCAUUUCGCCAGCAGUCUCUCUUUCCUCCAAACACGUCACACGGGCAUCAUUUCUCCUAGUAAGGGUGAUCGUCCUCAUAUAUCAUCGUUAAUUACGCACCGAAGGGAUCCAUACAGUGGUGCAGGGACGGUCAAUUAG
Messenger RNA from Echinococcus granulosus, 1554 nucleotides. RefSeq names its product TATA element modulatory factor. The transcript has 9 exons. The record is from RefSeq and is a predicted model, not a curated record. The coding region runs from base 1 to 1554 and encodes 517 amino acids. Gene Ontology annotation, cellular component: Golgi apparatus; endoplasmic reticulum. Lineage: Eukaryota; Metazoa; Platyhelminthes; Cestoda; Cyclophyllidea; Taeniidae.